This is a messenger RNA of Colletes gigas, 2739 nucleotides long. RefSeq names its product DNA replication licensing factor MCM4 (gene dpa). Gene Ontology annotation, molecular function: single-stranded DNA binding; single-stranded DNA helicase activity; ATP binding. The transcript is spliced from 8 exons. Gene Ontology annotation, biological process: mitotic DNA replication initiation; DNA replication; double-strand break repair via break-induced replication. Gene Ontology annotation, cellular component: nucleus; MCM complex. The record is from RefSeq and is a predicted model, not a curated record. NCBI's taxonomy places the organism in Eukaryota, Metazoa, Arthropoda, Insecta, Hymenoptera, Colletidae. Bases 55 to 2697 code for a protein of 880 amino acids.
AAUUAUCCGUAACAUUCUUUACGCUGGAACAAUUUGAAAAGUAUAAUAAAAGUAAUGUCGAGCCCUGCAAAUUCGCCGACGACAGACAGUCCAAACAGAACUCCUCGUAGUAGAACACAAGAGAUAAGGUCUCCUGUUUUCGGUACACCCCGUACUGCAGCUCAUAAUGGAGCCGAUGAUAAUGUGGAAACUCCAUUACGAUGGGGCACCAGUGGCACGCGACAAAACAUGUUAGAUCUUCCGCACCAAGCUGCAACGAUCGUUGCUUCUUCCGAGCGGGACAGUGCUGCUGGUUCUGGCGAACAGCUUACAGAUCAUUCUGGACCGAUUGUUGGAUCCGAAAGCGGAUUACAAUUGUCUUCCCCUGUAAAUUACGGCACUCCGAGUUCUUUAGGAUCAAUUCGUACUCCGAGAAGCGGUAUCCGAGGCACUCCGAUUCGACAUAGACCCGAUAUCAACACAGAUAAACGUUUGCGCCAAUUUACGGUAGAAGAUCCAAUCCCAGAAGUACAAGGAGCUCCGGGGACAUCGGAGAGCGAGUCAUCGGGACCGCAUUUAGUUGUUUGGGGCACAAAUGUACUCAUAAGUCAGUGCAAAGAACAAUUCAAAUCGUUUUUGAAACAAUUUAUUGAUCCGGAAGCAGAAAACGAUGAACUGCCUGAGAACAUAAUUCUAUCGGAACCGUUAUAUCUUCAGAAGUUGGAGGAAAUACAGACCUUAGAGGAACCGUAUCUAAAUGUCAAUUGCGCUCAUGUAAAAGUGUUUGACGAGCAUCUUUAUCAACAGUUAAUCUCUUAUCCCCAAGAGGUGAUCCCUACGCUAGAUAUGGCAGCGAACGAGCUGUUCUUCGAUAAAUUUCCAGCAGCAGUUUUAGAACACCAGAUCCAAGUGCGUCCCUUUAAUGUAACUAAAGUUAAAUCGAUGAGAGACUUAAAUCCUUCCGAUGUGGAUCAAUUGAUCACGAUACCAGGAAUGGUGAUCAGAGUAUCGAUACUGAUUCCACAAAUGCGAGAAGCAUAUUUUAAAUGCAGCGUUUGCGCCUUUACAACUCUCGUUGAGAUCGAAAAAGGAAGGACAAAAGAACCUACGAUAUGUGCACAUUGUGCCCAUAAAUAUUCUUUCACUUUGAUACAUAACUUGAGUCAUUUUUCUGAUAAACAAAUGAUCAAGUUACAAGAGGCUCCGGACGAGAUGCCACAAGGACAGACUCCGCACACUAUUGUUUUGUUUGCCCAUAAUAAUUUGGUGGACUCGGUUAUGCCUGGGGAUAGAGUCUCUGUUACUGGAAUUUACAGAGCAGCCACGUACAAGCAAAAUUUUGAACAUACUUUGCAAGCCAUUUAUAGAACGUACGUGGAUGUAGUGCAUUUUAGGAAAUACGACUCCAAACGAUUGCACGACCAAGAAGAUGGCAAAGAACACAAUUUUACAACCGAGAGAAUAGAAGUUUUGAAGAUGUUAUCGCAAAAGAAGGAUGUUUACGAACGAUUGGCACAACACAUUGCUCCCAGUAUAUAUGCAAAUAAUGAUGUAAAGAAAGGGAUUGUAUUACAAUUAUUUGGUGGUACUAGAAAACCUUCUACUGUGUACGGGAAACAUUUUCGUCCUGAUAUUAACAUAUUGCUCUGUGGCGAUCCUGGUACGAGCAAAUCACAAUUAUUGCAAUACGUUUAUAAUUUGGUACCACGGUCGCAAUACACCAGUGGAAAAGGUUCUAGCGCUGUCGGUUUAACAGCUUAUCUAACAAAAGAUCCAGAGACCAGACAAUUGAUUUUGCAGACAGGGGCGUUAGGACUUGCGGAUAAUGGGAUAUGUUGCAUCGAUGAAUUUGAUAAGAUGAACGAAAGUGCGAGAUCGGUGUUGCACGAAGUAAUGGAACAGCAAACUUUGAGCAUCGCUAAAGCUGGGAUCAUUUGUCAGUUAAAUGCUAGAACCAGUAUACUUGCUGCUGCUAAUCCAUGCGAAUCACAAUGGAAUAAGAACAGAACUGUGGUUGAAAACGUGAAAUUGCCCCACACUCUGCUUUCGCGAUUUGAUUUGAUUUUUUUGAUAUUAGACCCACAAUGUGAUACGUACGACAAAAGGCUUGCAACUCAUAUGGUAUCUUUAUAUUAUAAAACGUCGGAAGAGGAUGUAGACGAACAACUGAACAGAAGUAUUGUUCGUGAUUAUUUGGUCUUUGCAAAGGAGCAUGUUCAUCCCGUUCUGAACGAAGAAAGCCAACAGAGGUUGAUACAAGCUUACGUCGAUAUGAGAAGAGUUGGAAAAGGACGUGGGCAAAUCACAGCGUACCCCAGACAAUUAGAAUCUCUGAUAAGAUUAGCCGAAGCGCAUGCUAAAGUACGACUAAGUCCUAUCGUGGAAUUACAAGAUGUCGAAGAAGCUUGGAGAUUACAGCGAGAAGCUUUGAAGCAAUCUGCUAUUGAUCCACUAAGUGGCAAGAUAGAUCUAAGUAUUUUAACUACCGGUAUAUCUUCGGGUGCUAGGAAAAGGAAGAAGGAGUUGUGCGAUGCGAUACAAAAGAUUAUAGGAAGCAAGAGUAAACUCCACAUACUUAGCCAACAGAAACUAUUUAGUGAAAUUAGACAAUCUUCUGAACUGAUGAUUACCAGGGAGAUGUUCGAGGAUGCUUUAAGGGAGUUACAAGAUAAUGGAUUGUUAACAAUAAUCGGAAGAAGCAGUAUCCGUGUUUCUUAAUUUUACUCGUUUAUAUGUUUUAUCAUUUUUGUAAUCGAUUUC